UCGGCUUUCAGGGUUGUGGCAGUGUGUGAGCGAGCGCAUCAUUUAACGGUAUUCGUAAACAAAGGCGUCGCUCGGUUUAACGGCUCGGGGAGGAAUAGGAGGAAAUGCAAAAUUGUAAUUACUGAAAUACUAAUUAGGAGGUGGCGAACAGAAGCUCUGAAUAUGAGUGAUGACAAACCGUUUCUCUGCACUGCUCCAGGCUGCGGUCAGCGAUUUACGAAUGAAGACCAUUUGGCAGUCCAUAAACAUAAGCAUGAGAUGACACUCCGGUUUGGUCCAGCACGCAAUGACAGUGUAAUCGUUGCUGACCAAACGCCAACCCCAACACGAUUUUUGAAGAACUGUGAGGAGGUUGGACUGUUCAACGAGCUUACCAGUCCAUUUGAGCACGACUUUAAAAAGGCCACAGAAGAUGAUAUUAAAAAGUUACCCUUGGACUUGUCACCUCUUGCAACUCCUGUUGUACGAAACAAAAUUGAGGAGCAUACAUCCAUUGAAUCACAUCGAGACAGCCCUCUCCCACAUCCUGAAUCCACAACCAGUGAUGAAAAGGAGAUUUCUUUGCAGCCGACAUCGCUGCCCACGUCCACUAUAGUCCGUCCUGCCUCCCUCCAAGUCCCCAAUGUACUUCUGGCCAGUUCUGACGCUAGUGUUGUUAUUCAGCAAGCCCUUCCAUCUCCAACAUCUAGCUCUGUUAUAACCCAAGUCCCAUCCUCUAAUAGGCCAAUAGUUCCUGUGUCUGGAACCUUCCCAGUGCUGUUGCAGCUGCCCAAUGGUCAGACCAUGCCUGUGGCCAUCCCGGCCACCAUCGCCAGCUCCAGUGUCCAUAUCCCCACUGCCAUACCUCUCGUACGACCAGUCACCGUAGUGCCUAAUGUUCCCGGGAUCCCUGGUCCCUCCUCUCCACAACCCAUCCAAUCAGAAGCAAAGAUGAAGCUGAAGGCUGCCCUCAGUCAGCAGCUCCCUCAAGUAACCAAUGGAGAUGCAGCAGACAUCCAGAGCAAAGCUGCCAGCCAGACCCCGCCCCCAGCCCCACCUCCAACUGAGGAGACACGCCCACAGUCACUCCAACAGCCAGCCACAUCGACCACAGAAACGCCUGCAUCUCCAGCUCCUCCUGCUCAGCACACGCCCAGUACCGGUGGGCGGCGGCGCCGGUCAACCAAUGAGGACCCUGACGAGAAGAGACGGAAGUUUCUGGAGAGGAACAGAGCAGCGGCGUCCCGCUGCAGACAGAAGAGGAAAGUGUGGGUGCAGAGUCUGGAGAAGAAAGCUGAGGACCUGAGCUCUGUGAAUGGACAGCUGCAGAAUGAGGUGACAUUGUUGCGGAAUGAAGUCUCUCAGCUGAAGCAGCUCUUGCUGGCCCAUAAGGACUGUCCAGUGACACUCAUGCAGAAGAAGUCCGGCUACCACUUGCUGGAUAAAGAGGACAGCUGUGAGGACAUGUCUGUCCCAGGCAGCCCCCAUAACGAGGCUAUACAGCACAGCUCCGUCAGCACGUCCAAUGGCGUGAGCUCCUCCACGGCAACCAUAGCUGCUUCCACCCUCUGCCCAGCCACUGGGCCAACCGCAGAUCAGAGCACAGAGGGGGAGGAGUCAAACGGAGGUGUGGCCCCUGGCACUCAGACCCAGCUUUCCGGAAGCUGAUCGGGCCCCUGAGCUGUUAUUCCUGGCAGCCAUGUUGAUGUGAGGAAGAGAAGGAUCCCUCACUUUCUUCAGUCUGGAGAAUGUUUGUCAUGUGUUUGAUUUCUUUGAUUUAAUUUCCCUUCAAAUGCAUUUUUUUAAAAAGGAUGGCACUUUACAAAUGAUGUGGAAAGCUGUUCUGAUUUUAUCAUUUUCUCGUUCCCUCUUUUUUGCUUCCAUGGUUACUCUAUUUAUUACAUUACUGUUAUAUGUAGGUGUGCAUCAUCACGCGGUGGGCAAAGUUACAAAUCUGAAGUGAUGACAGUGUGUGUCAUACGAGUCCUAAAUGCCAAAGUGUAUCACGGCUCCUCGUGAUGGGAAAUUGAGUUUCUCGAGCACUGCUACAGGCGUACAGACAGGAGGUGAAGUCCCUUUUUCUUCUUUUGCCUUUUUCAUUUUGCACAUGAGGUGAAACGGGGCGUGUUUGCUUUCUCUGGAGUGUGCGACUGUUACCAUGACGAGUUCUGGCAGCUUCUAGGAGUAGAUUUGAAAACAUGCCUUGUUACAAAUCUUCAGUGAUUGAGCUCAGAACCGAUCAUAGACACUUUUAUUUGUGAGCGAGUAGUUGGCUACUUCCACAAGUUGUGUGACGCGGAUUGAAUGUUCUAAGUUAUCUUAAACCUGUAAAAAUGACUUUUAAGAAGGAUCCUUGGCUAGAAAAGAGCAUGUCUUUUAAGAACAAUGCUUUGAUGAACAGUCCGUGAGUAGUUUGGUACAAAAGCAGUAAUUGUAGAGAUAUUGUCCUUCUUUCACCAUUGAAAAGUCUCUUUUGAUCUUGAUUUCACUGUGUGCCAUUAAUGUAUAUUUAUUAGUUGCAGACACUGAUUUGAAGCAAAGGCGGCAUAACACAGAUUAUGUUCUCAUGGAUUAUGAAUCAUGGAAGCUUUCAUGUACAUAAUUUCUUUGACUGGGAGGCAUAAUGCGUUUUUUAGUAUUCUAGCCCACUUGCUGACGAAAGGAUUCUGAAUCUGUGGUGUUCUACUCUUUGAAACACUGUUGAAGCAAAUAAGAUUAUCGCUGUUAUUUAUUUCAAAAUACUGCAUUUUAGGAAGCAUUGUAAAUGCCAUUUACUGAUAACAUAAUAUGUGAUAUCUGCAGAAAUUACGUGCAUUGUUUGUGUUAUGGUAUUACAAAUACACUUCAUUCUUUAAAAAAUUGAAAAAAACACCCUUUUUUAAAGAAAAAAAAUAAAGAAAAGCUUUCCCCACACAUCCUGUGGAGAAGUUGGAGUCCAUUUCCACAAAACCUAAAAAUAAAAAGUAAAUAAUAAUGAAACUUUAAAAAUGUUAUUAGAUCAACAACAUGCUUUAAAAAAAUGAGGAAGAUGAGUCUGUUCACUGUUUUUAAGUUCAGUUAUUUAACUGCAGUUAAACAUGACAGUAACAGGAUAAGAAUACGUACUUCCUGCCAUCAUCAGCUUGGAUCGGUUUGCCUUUUCUCUUAUAAUGUAUUGGCUUACUACUGUGUAGUUUUAUUGCUGCAUUAUUUUGCUUUUCUAAGUAUUUAAGAAUCAUUUUGUUUAACAGGUAAAUUUGUACGGUCAUUGUUAUGUGCUUAAUUGCAUGAAUGACUGAUUCUCUGAGAGAAUUAGACCGAUGUUUAAAUCCUGUCUCAGUUUGGUUUAUUGCGGUUGACCAUGUUAGUUUGUUUCUCACCCAGGAUGCAGCAGGUUUACGUUUCUGCUGUUUGUUACACCCUGGCCCCAAUGUGGAAAACGGAUGUCAUUAUUAUUGUGUUGGCAGUAAACUUGUAACUUGGUGAAAGUUAUGUAUAAAGUAUCAUCAAUUAAUAAGAUGUUGUAAUAAAUCUUUUAAUAUCUCUUUAAAUUUUGUUAGUAAAUGGUUUUCUCGAAA
Messenger RNA from Electrophorus electricus (electric eel), 3536 nucleotides. It is a transcript of the gene atf2, whose product is annotated as activating transcription factor 2. The record is from RefSeq and is a predicted model, not a curated record. Gene Ontology annotation, biological process: regulation of DNA-templated transcription. Gene Ontology annotation, molecular function: DNA-binding transcription factor activity. NCBI's taxonomy places the organism in Eukaryota, Metazoa, Chordata, Actinopteri, Gymnotiformes, Gymnotidae.